Messenger RNA from Syngnathoides biaculeatus (alligator pipefish), 1730 nucleotides. RefSeq names its product dynactin 4 (gene dctn4). The transcript is spliced from 14 exons. The record is from RefSeq and is a predicted model, not a curated record. Gene Ontology annotation, cellular component: dynactin complex. Lineage: Eukaryota; Metazoa; Chordata; Actinopteri; Syngnathiformes; Syngnathidae. Bases 98 to 1507 code for a protein of 469 amino acids.
UGGGAAUGGUCACCACAAGAGGUCGCCACCUAUCUCGGGUUCCACUCUCAGAACAGUCAGCCGCGUCGAGCACAGUGGUCGUGGAAGUCGGGCAGAGAUGGCGUCGCUUCUCCAGCCAGAUAGAGUCGUCUAUCUGGUUCGCGGAGAGAAAAAGAUCCGGGCUCCUCUUUCCCAGCUCUAUUUCUGCCGGUAUUGUACCGAGCUACGAUCCCUAGAAUGUGUGUCUCACGAGGUGGACUCCCAUUAUUGCCCAAGCUGCUUGGAAAAUAUGCCAUCUGCUGAAGCUAAACUGAAAAAGAACAGGUGUGCCAACUGUUUUGACUGCCCAUGUUGCAUGCACACACUUUCGACUCGAGCCACUAACAUCCCGGCUCCUCUGCCUGAUGAUCCCACCAAGACUGCUAUGAAAAAGGCAUACUACCUGGCCUGUGGCUUCUGCCGUUGGACCUCCAGGGAUGUAGGAAUGGCUGACAAAUCAGUGGCCAGCGGUGGGUGGCAGGAGCCUGAAAACUGUCAUAAUCAGCGGAUCAACAAGCUGGUUGAGUAUUACCAGCAGCUGGCUCAUCGAGAGAAGCAGGAGCGAGACAGGAAGAAGCUGGCCAGGAGACGACAGUGCAUGCCUCUGGCUUUCUCGCAACACACUAUCCAUGUGGUGGAAAAGUAUGGCCUCGGAACACGACUGCAGCGGCAGAGGCCUGGAGCACCCAUUUCAACUCUGGCUGGUCUUUCCCUCAAAGAGGGAGAGGACCAGCGGGAGAUAACCAUUGAGCCUGCCCAGGCUCUUGAUGAGGUGGAGCCGCUUCCUGAAGAUUGCUACACCAGGCCCAUCUGUUUGCCUGAGGUGACCAGGCUGCGCCAGCGACUCCUGCAACCUGACAUCCAGCCUGCAGGAGCCUCGCAGCUGCACCCGCGGCACAAACAUCUCCUGAUGAAACGCUCGCUUCGCUGCAGGAAAUGUGAGCACAACCUGAGCAAACCCGAAUUCAAUCCGACUUCAAUCAAGUUCAAAAUUCAACUGGUGGCUGUGAGUUACAUCCCUGAAGUGAGAAUUAUGUCCAUUCCAAAUCUGCGCUACAUGAAGGAGAGCCAAGUUCUGCUGACCCUGACCAACCCAGUGGAGAACGUCACCCACGUCACACUGGUUUCUUGCGAUGAGGAAGAUCCCGAUGACAUCAACAGCACCGCUGGGGUCAUUGUGCCCCGUAAGGAGUUGCUUUUGGCAGGGAAGGAUGCCGCCGCCGAGUAUGAUGAAUUGGCCGAACCUCAGGACUUCCAAGAUGACCCCGACGUUGUUGCCUUCCGGAAAUCCAACAAGAUUGGUUUCUUCAUCAAAGUGAUCCCCCGCAAAGAGGACGACGCGGAUGUCACCGUUUCAUUUAAGAUCCGGCACGACUUCCGGAACCUCACCGCUCCCCUCAGGCCCAGCGAGGAGGGCACCGACGCCUCCGCGGAGCCCAUUUGGCUGACCCACCACGUCGAGCUAAGGCUGGGACCGCUUGUUCCUUGAACCCGUUGACCCAGCAUUUGAAAUCGCUUCUUUUCUGCUUUUUAGGAACAAACAGUCAACAUUAGCUGACUGUUGAUGACGAUUGCAAAGGGGUGGAAAAUUUCCCCCAAAUAUCCAUGGGAAGUUGAGAUGUGGAAUUCUGAAAAAUUUCUAAAUUGGAAACUUUGCCUGGGAAUCAACUUGGAAAAACUUCCAAGCAUCUUUUUUUUUUUUUUUUGUUUUG